CAAGUCUGAACUCUGAACUGUAGAGACUAGAGAGUCUAGAGACUAAGAUUGAUGGACGAAGAGAGUAUAUAGAGAGACAGACGGAGUCGUGGAAAGACUGCAACAGCGUUCGCCGGAGCCACCGCAAUUUCAUUUCUUCCGAUUUCUGAUCGCCGCUGACGCUAAAUACCUUUUGAAGAACCAUUUCCUUUCGUUGUGAAGAAGAUCAAAACUAGCCAAGCAACUAAAGAUCUUUGUUCUUGUUAAGGGCGACACCAAACGUGCAGUUUAACGAGCUACACUUGAAACCUUUAUAGAAUUUACGGUUAUGGCCCAUGUGGAACCAACUGCUAGUGCAGAAAGGGAACCGAUACAGAAUAGUGCUGUUCCUGGGAAGCCCCGAAUUUUAUUAGCUGCAAGUGGAAGUGUAGCUGCAAUAAAGUUUGGGAGUCUCUGUCACUCUUUUUCUGAAUGGGCAGAAGUUAGAGCAGUUGCCACCAAGGCAUCUUUACACUUCAUUGAUAAAGCAUCACUUCCAAAGGAUGUUGUUCUUUACAGUGAUGAGGAUGAAUGGUCCAGUUGGAAGAAGAUAGGAGACAAUGUGCUUCAUAUUGAGCUCCGCAGGUGGGCUGAUGUCAUGGUUAUUGCACCCUUGUCAGCAAAUACACUUGGCAAGAUUGCUGGGGGCUUGUGUGACAACCUCUUGACAUGCGUAAUUCGAGCCUGGGACUUUAGUAAGCCGCUUUUUGUGGCGCCAGCGAUGAAUACCUUUAUGUGGAACAAUCCAUUCACACAACGGCAUCUUGAUUCAAUCAGCGAGCUUGGUAUUUCUCUGAUUCCUCCUAUCACUAAGCGAUUGGCUUGCGGAGAUUAUGGCAAUGGUGCAAUGGCAGAACCUUCUGUCAUCUACUCUACUGUGAGGCUCUCUUUCGAAUCACUAGCACAAGCAACUGGUGGUAAUAAUGGACAUUUGCCUGCUGUAUAGAUUGGCUGUACAGAACAUAAUUGCUGCUGUAGCAAAUGUUUAGACAAACACAGCAGUUUGUUUCUGGAUCAUUUUCUUUUACCCCAUGGUGAUGAGAGAACCUCUUAAUAAUCUAUGGGAUCUUACCCUCCGAUUGCACUGAGAAAGGGUAUUAUGGACAUUCGUAAAAUGCGGUCGGAGUUAAUGACAUUCAUUAUUCCAAGAGUUCAGUCAUAGUGUUAGGUCACCUUGAAUGAAGAAAUUCCUUCUUUCACUGCGGGUAUCAGAAAACUUUUUCCAUUGUUUCUUUACCCCAAGUUCUGAACAAGUUGCAUUUUGGUUUUUAGUUUAUGUAGUACUGUUUCCUGUUAACAUGUCCAAUGAGUGGACCUAAAACGUACAAUGAUUAUGGACCCAAGUUUUGUAGAAGUUGCAUUUUGGUUUUCA
This is a messenger RNA of Macadamia integrifolia, 1390 nucleotides long. Its product is annotated as phosphopantothenoylcysteine decarboxylase-like. Lineage: Eukaryota; Viridiplantae; Streptophyta; Magnoliopsida; Proteales; Proteaceae. The transcript has 3 exons. The record is from RefSeq and is a predicted model, not a curated record. Bases 308 to 964 code for a protein of 218 amino acids. Gene Ontology annotation, biological process: coenzyme A biosynthetic process. Gene Ontology annotation, cellular component: phosphopantothenoylcysteine decarboxylase complex. Gene Ontology annotation, molecular function: FMN binding; phosphopantothenoylcysteine decarboxylase activity.